Messenger RNA from Drosophila subobscura, 2982 nucleotides. It is a transcript of the gene Marf, whose product is annotated as transmembrane GTPase Marf. The record is from RefSeq and is a predicted model, not a curated record. The coding region runs from base 151 to 2646 and encodes 831 amino acids. Lineage: Eukaryota; Metazoa; Arthropoda; Insecta; Diptera; Drosophilidae. Gene Ontology annotation, biological process: mitochondrion localization; mitochondrial fusion. Gene Ontology annotation, cellular component: mitochondrial outer membrane. The transcript has 8 exons. Gene Ontology annotation, molecular function: GTPase activity; GTP binding.
AGGCACAGCCACUGCCACAGCCACAGGCUGGUGCACAGCAAACGAACACGAACACAACUUACGAGUAUCCUGCAUAGGCUGCAUACCUUUUGUUUUGUAUCCAAAUCUUCUCUUCCUCUCCAAAACGCAAACUAAAAUCUAACACCCGAAAUGGCGGCUUACCUGAAUCGCACCAUCUCGCUGGUGACUGGCCAAACGGGGCCCAACGGCAACACGGACGCCGACGAUCAUCACUCCUCCUCGUCCACGGACACCGUUGACAAAUCUGUGGGCGCUCUCUCCCGUCACAACUCCACACUGCAAACCUCUGGCUCAAAUGCAUCGAUGAAUUAUGCCCUAAACACCACCGGCGGCGUCGCCUCCGAUACGCGGCUGUAUCAAUCGAACGACAAAUCGCCACUUCAGAUCUUUGUGCGGGCCAAAAAGAAGAUCAACGACAUCUACGGAGAGAUCGAGGAGUAUGUGCACGAGACAACGACCUUUAUAAACGCUUUGCAUGCCGAAGCCGAGAUCGUGGACAAGGCCGAGCGGGAGCUGUUCGAGAGCUAUGUGUACAAGGUGGCGGCCAUUCGGGAGGUGCUGCAGCGCGAUCACAUGAAGGUGGCCUUCUUUGGGCGCACCUCGAACGGCAAGAGCUCGGUGAUCAAUGCCAUGCUGCGGGAGAAGAUUCUGCCCAGCGGCAUUGGCCACACCACCAACUGUUUCUGCCAGGUGGAGGGCAACGAUGGCGGCGAGGCAUAUCUGAUGACCGAGGGCUCCGCGGAGAAGCUCAAUGUGGUGAACAUCAAACAACUGGCGAAUGCCCUGUGCCAGGAGAAGCUCUGCGAGAGCAGUCUCGUGCGCAUAUUCUGGCCACGCGAACGCUGCAGCCUGCUGCGCGAUGAUGUCGUUUUUGUGGACUCGCCCGGCGUCGAUGUGUCGGCGAAUCUGGACGAUUGGAUUGACAAUCAUUGCCUCAAUGCGGACGUCUUUGUGCUGGUCCUCAAUGCCGAGUCCACAAUGACGCGUGCCGAGAAGCAGUUCUUUCACACCGUCUCACAGAAGCUCUCCAAGCCGAAUAUCUUUAUACUGAACAAUCGCUGGGAUGCCUCCGCCAAUGAGCCCGAGUGCCAAGAGUCGGAUCUGGCCAAGGUUAAAUCACAGCACACAGAGCGCUGCAUCGAUUUUCUCACCAAGGAGCUGAAAGUGAGCAACGAGAAGGAGGCCGCCGAGCGAGUGUUCUUCGUUUCGGCGCGCGAAACGCUGCAGGCGCGCAUCGAGGAGGCCAAGGGCAAUCCGCCGCACAUGGGCGCCAUCGCUGAGGGCUUUCAGAUACGCUACUUUGAGUUCCAGGACUUCGAGCGCAAGUUCGAGGAGUGCAUCUCGCAGAGUGCCGUCAAGACAAAGUUCCAGCAGCACAGUUCGCGCGGCAAGAGCGUCUCGGGGGACAUGCGCUCGAUGCUGGACAACAUUUACGAGCGCAUUACGAUCUUUCGCAAUCUGAAGCAGGACCAGAAGAACCUGCUGACGGACCGCAUCCAGGGCACCGAGACCCAGAUGAUGCAGGUGACGCGCGACAUGAAGCAGAAGAUUCACACCAUGGUCGAGGAGGUUGAGGAGAAGGUCUCGAAGGCCCUCAACGAGGAGAUCUGGCGCUUGGGCGUACUCAUCGAUGAGUUCAAUAUGCCCUUCCAUCCCGAGCGGCUGGUGCUCAACAUCUACAAGAAGGAGCUGAAUGCCCAUGUGGAGAGCGGCCUCGGCAGCAACCUGCGUGCCCGCCUCUCCAUCGCCCUGGCCAUGAACGUGGAGUCCGCCCAGGCGGACAUGACCGAUCGCAUGCACGCGCUGGUGCCCAACGAGCAGCUGAUUGUCAGCAGCACCAAGAUGGCCCUGCGCAGUCAGCCCUUCGAGAUGCUCUACUCGCUCAACUGUCAGAAUCUGUGCGCCGACUUCCAGGAGGAUCUGGAGUUCAAGUUCAGUUGGGGCAUCACGGCCAUGAUCCAACGCUUCACCGGCAAGGUGCGGGAGCGCAGCAAAAAGAAUCAGCCAGCGUUGGCCCACCGUCAGACGAGUGUUGGGCAGCAGCAGCAGCAUGGCGUUGUGUCGCCCGUUAGCUCACAGAUGGAUGAUGCCACACCGGUGUGCCUGUUGCCAUCGCCGGGCUUGGUGGCGGGCAUAACGCCCGAGCAGCUGUCGCUGAUCUCACGAUUUGCCAUCACAUCUGUCGGCGGGCAGGGCACAAUGGGCGGCCUAUUGGUGGCCGGAAUUAUGCUGAAGACGAUCGGUUGGCGUGUCCUUGUCGGCGUGGGUGCUCUCUAUGGCUGCAUCUACCUGUACGAGCGCCUCUCGUGGACUAACUCCGCCAAGGAGCGCACCUUCAAGAGCCAGUACGUGCAGCAUGCCACCAAGAAGCUCAAGAUGAUUGUCGAUCUAACGUCGGCCAAUUGCAGUCACCAGGUGCAGCAGGAAUUGUCCAGCACAUUUGCACGGCUCUGCCGCACUGUGGACACAGCCACCACCGACAUGAAUGAGGAGCUCAAGACGCUUGAGGUGCAGCUGAAUUUGCUCGAGUCCAAUCAGAAGCAGCUCAAGCUGCUGCGCAACAAGGCCAACUACAUACAGAACGAGUUGGACAUUUUCGAGCAUAAUUAUAUAACAACGCAGUAGAGCAGAUGCCAGAUGGGGAUGUGAAAGGAUCAAGGAUCAAGCACAUCCCAGAGAUUUACACACACACACACAAACACACUCACACACACGACCAUAGCGACAACAAUUGGCCAGCAACAAUUGGCUUUCCAUUUUAUUUUUUGUUUGCCUUUUUGCAAAAAUUCUCAAAAUUUUUUGUAUUAUUUCGGUUAAAUUUUUUUGAAAAAAAGAACAGAAUGCAUGCUGAGAGAGAGAGAGAGAGCUCUUUUAUGCUCGGAUCGGAACGGAUUGGAUCGGUUCUGAAUUGUUGUUGUUGUUGCUUGCAAGAAUUCAUUUUAAUUCCUAACUCUUAUACAC